AUGGAUACAUCUGCAACUGACCUUUGCUCUCAAAUACAUCUUAAAGUUGAGCAAUCAGAUGAUCUGGCAUCGAAGUCAUUAGAGAAAUAUGAUAUGAAGAGAGAUGAAAAUGUGGAAAUGGAAAAUCAUAGUAAAGUUGAAGGCAAUCCUGAACAGAUUAGUGAAUGUGGUAUCAUCAACAGCAAUGACAAUAUUAAUAACAACAAUACCUGUAGUAACGAUGUUGAUGUUGUUGUGGUUAAGAAACGAAAUCCAAAAGGACGAAAUUCCCCUAAAGAAUCCAAAGUCUUCCAGUGCACUAAAUGUCACAGUUGUUAUACUUCCAGAACAUUUUUAAAAAUACAUAUCCAACGCGUACACAAAGAUGUAGACUAUACAUGUCCACAGUGUUGUAAAACAUUUGCAGAGAAGUAUAAAUUGGAAAUUCAUCAAGCAAUGAUUCAUGGAGUUAGCCGGUUUAAAUGUGAACAAUGUGGUCAGUGUUUUUCGACAAAUGGUGAGCUCAAAUCGCAUAAUGAAGUUGUACAUUUAGGCAUUACUUACCCUUGUUCACAAUGUGGUAAAGUCUUUUCAAAAAAGUCCUAUUUAAGAUUACACAAAGACUUUGUACAUCAACGUACACAAUUACCCUGCACUCACUGUAGCCGAACAUUCCCCUUUCAAUAUCUUCUGAAUCGUCAUAUUAAAAUUUUCCAUGAAGGCAUAAAACCAACAUGUGAUGAAUGUGGUAAAGAGUUUACAGCAAAGUUCUCUUUAAAUCAACACAUAAGAGCAAUUCAUAAAGGCAUGAAAUUGUCUUGUGAUCAGUGUGGAAGGCAAUUUUGCAAUAAAUUCCAUUUGAAUGAACACGUUCGAGUUGUUCAUGAAGGUUUAUCGUUUAAAUGUGACAUUUGUGGCAAUGGAUUUGUAAAAAUGGCUAGCCUAAGGGAACAUGUGAAUAAUAAACAUAGAGGAAUGGAAUUUACAUGUGAAUUAUGCAAUAAAAAAUUCUCAUCAAGAACUGCACGUAAUCGACACAUUCAAACUAUUCAUGAAGGCAAGAAGUUUUCUUGUGAUCAGUGUGAAAGAAAGUUCGAUGGUAAAUCUCAUCUCAGAGAACAUAUUCAAGUUGUUCAUGAAGGAUUACCAUUUAGAUGUGAUAUAUGCGGACGUCCAUUCACUAAAGCAGCCAGUGUAAGAGGACAUAAAAAGUCUGUGCAUAAUGUGUAA
Trichobilharzia regenti is the source of this 1209-nucleotide messenger RNA. NCBI's taxonomy places the organism in Eukaryota, Metazoa, Platyhelminthes, Trematoda, Strigeidida, Schistosomatidae. The record is from the annotation of a GenBank genome assembly.